Molecule: messenger RNA, 636 nt
Organism: Anneissia japonica
Lineage: Eukaryota; Metazoa; Echinodermata; Crinoidea; Comatulida; Comatulidae
Exons: 3
Source: RefSeq, a predicted model, not a curated record
AUGAAUGAAAGGAAUGAAUUGAAGCAGUAGCUGUACCAAUGACAGUGAACAUGGAUAUAAGUAAAGAAACAAAUGAUGCCGGUUUUGCAGAACUUAAGUUGCUUGUGUCAAAUUGGUAUGACAAACACAUAUCUAUCAAUAUGCUGAAAGUAUUGUACAGGGACCAUAUAAAAGAUACUUUUGCAUUACAUGAGUCUUCUAAGACAAUACAAUUAAUUGAUAUGUUGAUUAGUUCUGGAAAUCUGAGUCCAAAUAAGCUCACUCUCCUCUAUGAUACUAUUAAGGCAACAGAGCAAUUUGGUCUGGAACAAGAAAUUCACACUCAAUUGCCAUCAUUCAAAAUUUCCAAAAGUAUCAGGGAUAGUGUAAUUACGAAAUUCACACCACAUCGGCAAAGACUAGUAAAUCUGGGAAUGGCACUCACUCCAAGUGAUGUACAAAAGAUUAGUGAACUUUAUGAUGUAAAACAUACAGAUAGCUGGAGUUUGAUUAUGGAUAUAGAACACAACAUGGUUAUUUGUGAAGAGAACAUGGACACAUUCAUUGAAAAGUUGAAGAAACUCAAACUCCACCAAGCUGUCAAAGCUCUAACAGAAGACAUUCCAAAGCCACCAUCAAACUCAGGACAAGCAAGUG